UGGAUCCUGGAGAAGGAAUUCAGGCUUAACAAGUGAUCGCUGCUGUCUAGGAUUUUGUGUCUUUUUCGGGGGAACCUUGACUUCCGUUCCUAGCCCUGUUCUGAUGUACCGAACUCUAGAAGAAACAGGAAUCUUGGGGGUCUUCCUUGGGGCAUGCCCAAUCCCCAUCCCCGGGCUCUGUAAAGAGGACUCUGUGACCCUCUGGCCAAGGCGACAGAACUUGUUCCGUGGAUAUUUUGGAGCCUCCACCUGCCAAACCCUAGUGAUUUCUUUCACCGCGCCCCCACCCCCCAUCAUUCUGCCCCUCCUCCAGCUGUUGCAGCUUUAAGGGGAAAAACAAACCACCGGGGGAUUUUUCUCUAUUUUUAUUUUUCGCACUUGCUGGGAAUGGACUUAUUUAAUCAUAUAUACAAACUUUUGUGUGUGUGAAGGGGAGAAGAAAUUGAGCAAAGUCUCAGGCUUUUUGACCUGUGCAAAUCUUAAGGAUGUUGGAUGACACACCACAGUGAAUGUAACCCCAGGACCAUUUUGUGAAGUGCUUCUUCUGAAUGAUUCUAGCCAAAGGAUGCUCUUCAUUUCCUUGAUUUCUAUGGAGACCUCAGAACUGGGUUUGCCUCUGCUGGCACCUCAUCUUCUACCUUCUAUACCACCCAAGGUCUUUGCGUCUGUCUACAACUUGGUAUUACCUUUGGGUCCAGGAAGCUACUGAUGACCUAAGAGGGAGAGGCUGGGUAAUCAUCCUCAUAGACUUUGAGCAGGAAUGGCUGGGCAUACUUUAAGUCACGUCUUGACAUGGGUCAAGUCAUCAGGAGAAGGCAAGUGCUAAGACUAAAGACUUAUUUGCAUCUUAUUUAAAUUAGAUGGAUUGUGCUUUGGACAAUUUCCAUGCAGAAAAAUAUAUUUCAUUUUCCAGACACAACUGCUGGCUGUCAGAUACUUGCUGCCUUUGUGUCUUGUAGCAUAUUCACCAACCACAACCCUUGAACAUCUACCCUAAAACGUAGGUGUUUGGGAGUCCACAACAUUUUAUGACUUAUGUUUGAGGAGCACUAGGCUGUUUGUCUAGACUAACUAAGCUCUGGAAAGCAGUGCUGAAUUUCUGAGAAGAGAGAGCAUGGGGUGUGCUGAUUUAAAAACAGAAAAUGCAAAGUUGGACUGAAAAUAUCCUCAAUCUUCCAAGCAAUCUGCUUAAGGGUUCCAAACUUACCUUAAUUUGGUGAGAAAAGAAGCUGCCCUAUUUUUCUUUCUUCUACAACUGGAACCAGCCAUUUCCCAAAACCAUCACCAUGGAGGUUGCAAUGGUGAGUGCAGAGAGCUCAGGGUGCAAUAGUCACAUGCCUUAUGGUUAUGCAGCCCAGGCCCGGGCCCGAGAGCGGGAGAGGCUUGCUCACUCGAGGGCAGCUGCAGCUGCUGCCGUAGCAGCUGCUACAGCUGCUGUUGAAGGUAGUGGGGGUUCUGGUGGCUCUCACCAUCACCACCAGACACGUGGAGCCUACUCCUCUCAUGACUCGCAAGGUAGCCGGGGUAGUCGGAGGAGGAGGCACCAGCGACCUGAGAAGAAGAAAAUCCAUCAUCGGCAGAGCAGUUUCCCUCAUUGCUCUGACCUGAUGCCUAGUGGCUCUGAAGAGAAGAUCCUGAGGGAGCUGAGUGAGGAAGAGGAAGAUGAGGAGGAGGAAGAAGAGGAGGAAGAAGAGGGAAGGUUCUACUAUAGUGAUGAAGACCAUGGGGAUGAGUGUUCCUAUACAGACCUGCUGCCUCAGGAUGACCGGGGUGGUGGUGGCUACAGCUCAGUCCGCUACAGUGACUGUUGUGAACGUGUGGUGAUCAACGUGUCUGGGCUCCGCUUUGAAACCCAGAUGAAGACUCUGGCCCAGUUUCCAGAGACUCUGUUGGGAGACCCCGAGAAGAGGACUCAGUACUUCGACCCUUUGCGCAAUGAGUAUUUUUUUGAUAGGAACCGGCCCAGCUUCGACGCCAUUUUAUAUUAUUACCAAUCAGGAGGCCGCCUGAAGAGGCCGGUCAAUGUCCCCUUUGACAUCUUCACGGAGGAGGUAAAGUUCUAUCAGUUAGGAGAUGAAGCCCUGCUCAAGUUCCGUGAGGACGAGGGCUUUGUAAGAGAAGAGGAGGACAGGGCUCUGCCCGAGAAUGAAUUUAAAAAGCAGAUUUGGCUUCUCUUUGAAUAUCCGGAGAGCUCGAGCCCUGCAAGAGGCAUAGCCAUCGUGUCUGUCCUGGUCAUCCUAAUCUCCAUUGUUAUUUUUUGCCUGGAAACCUUGCCGGAAUUCAGGGACGACAGGGAUCUCAUCAUGUCCCUUAGUGCAGGUGGACAUAGCAGGUUGCUGAAUGACACGUCAGCACUCCACCUGGAGAACUCAGGGCAUACGAUAUUCAACGAUCCCUUCUUCAUCGUGGAGACAGUGUGCAUUGUGUGGUUUUCCUUUGAGUUUGUAGUUCGCUGCUUUGCUUGUCCCAGCCAAGCACUCUUCUUCAAAAACAUCAUGAACAUCAUUGACAUCGUCUCCAUUUUGCCUUACUUCAUCACUCUGGGCACUGAUCUGGCCCAGCAGCAGGGGGGCGGCAACGGCCAGCAACAGCAGGCCAUGUCCUUUGCCAUCCUCAGGAUCAUUCGUCUGGUCCGAGUAUUCCGGAUCUUCAAACUCUCCAGACACUCCAAAGGCCUGCAGAUCCUGGGCCACACCCUCAGAGCCAGCAUGCGGGAACUGGGCCUUCUGAUCUUUUUCCUCUUCAUUGGGGUCAUUCUCUUUUCCAGCGCUGUGUAUUUUGCAGAGGCCGAUGAACCCACUACCCAUUUUCAAAGCAUCCCUGAUGCAUUUUGGUGGGCUGUGGUAACCAUGACAACCGUGGGCUAUGGGGACAUGAAGCCCAUCACGGUGGGGGGCAAGAUUGUGGGGUCCUUGUGUGCCAUCGCGGGUGUCUUAACCAUUGCUUUGCCAGUGCCAGUGAUUGUGUCUAACUUUAACUAUUUCUACCACAGAGAGACUGAAAACGAGGAACAGACCCAGCUGACACAAAAUGCAGUCAGCUGCCCAUACCUCCCUUCUAAUUUGCUCAAGAAAUUUCGGAGCUCUACUUCGUCUUCCCUGGGGGACAAGUCAGAGUAUCUAGAGAUGGAAGAAGGGGUUAAGGAAUCUCUGUGUGCAAAGGAAGAGAAGUGCCAGGGAAAGGGGGAUGACAGCGAGACAGAUAAAAACAACUGUUCUAACGCAAAGGCUGUGGAGACCGAUGUGUGAAUUGCUUUCUCCAGCCGCCACUGCCCCCCCAACCCCUCCCCCGCCAGUAUCUCCAAAUAUAUUUAUGCAUAGAGAGUGCAGUUAUGAAAAUGAAAUAUGCAAAUGAUUGCACUGCAUACAGUAGUACGCUGUUUAAUGGUAAUACAUGGCAUAAUUGUUACUAAACUUGUAUUACAUAUCAAAUAAAUGAUACAUCUUGGAGAAGAGGGAGGCUUAAAUAGAGCAGAUCUAUCUUUAUAUUUUUAAAUAGAAUGCAAGAAUUUUGCACAUAACUGGGAAAUAUGUUAAUAGUAAAGAUGGUCCUAUGGAGAGCAAGUGUGUGUAUGUGAGCGUGUGUGCAUGUGGGUGUGUACAUUUAAGUAAAUUGUCAACAUUGUUGGUAGUUGUGCUGUGAUGGGAAAAGUUGGCAUUUUGAAGUAUUUACUAUGUAAGAAUUAUUGAAUUUGAACAGUCAUUUAUCAAUGCUUUAACAGCAUCUCCUAUGUCUUUUAUUCUGUAGUUGUUUUUUAGAAAUUGUAAGAAUUACUGUGUAGAAAAAAAGAGAAAGUAAAUUAUUUAAUAGAAUAUAGGUCACAAUUUAAUCUUGGAUUUAAUUAAAGUUUAUUUUUAACUGGAAAUUAACUUUUGAAAAGGCUGCAGGGGCCUUUAGAAAUUGAUUAUAUUUUAUUAUUAAUUUUGGGAAGAUAUGACAGCAAAUGCCUAACAUUCUGGAUGACAUGAAAUUGGAGUAAAUGUAACAAGUUUUGUUCACAGGUAAUAGGACUGGAUUAUUUUCCUUUGCACUACUUUAUAUGUUGAAGACUGAGAGAGACUUCAUACUGUGAAUGUUUACUAAUGUACCAGUUCAAUGACAAUCAUUGGAAGAAUGACUUCUUAGUCCUAUUUUGUUGCUCUCUUCUUUUCCUUGUGUGAAACUAAUGACCACACAGAUAACAGCACAUGAUUUUCUCCUGUUUUAAAAUCUGAAUAACUGAUCUACAAAGGGACUAUGAAGUAAAAUUUAGCAAUGGAGUCUUUUGAAAUUGGUUUGUUACAAUGAUGCGUCAGAAACUAUACUAUUUUAAAUAUUCUUCUGCCUUUUAAGUCCAGAAUAAUUUAACCAAAGUUAAUGCAUGCAUUGAAAGAAUUCUUGAAGAAAUAAGAUGCCCAGCAGCUACAGCGAUUAUGGCUUAAGAUCUUUCUAUUAAAUAUGC
Molecule: messenger RNA, 4441 nt
Organism: Nannospalax galili (Upper Galilee mountains blind mole rat)
Lineage: Eukaryota; Metazoa; Chordata; Mammalia; Rodentia; Spalacidae
Gene: Kcna4
Product: potassium voltage-gated channel subfamily A member 4
Exons: 3
Coding region: 1287-3248 (653 amino acids)
Biological process (GO): potassium ion transmembrane transport; protein homooligomerization
Cellular component (GO): membrane; voltage-gated potassium channel complex
Molecular function (GO): potassium ion binding; delayed rectifier potassium channel activity; protein binding
Source: RefSeq, a predicted model, not a curated record